AUGAGCGGGGCCGGAGCGGCGCAGGGGGCGGCGGACGCGGCCCGGGGUCUGCGGGUGGACGGGCUGCCCCCGCUGCCCAAGAGCCUGAGCGGGCUGCUGCACUCGGCUGCGGGCGGCGGCGCGGCGGGCGGCUGGCGGCACCUGGAGCGGCUGUACGCGCAGAAGUCGCGCAUCCAGGACGAGCUGAGCCGCGGGGGCGCGAGCGGCGGCGGGGCCCGGGCCGCGGGGCUGCCCGCCAAGCCGCCCAACCUGGACGCCGCGCUGGCCCUGCUCCGCAAGGAGAUGGUCGGCCUGCGACAGCUGGACAUGUCUUUGCUCUGCCAACUCUACAGCCUCUACGAGUCCAUUCAGGAGUAUAAGGGGGCGUGCCAGGCCGCGUCCAGCCCGGACAGCACUUACGCCCUGGAGAACGGCUUCUUCGAUGAGGAGGAGGAGUAUUUCCCGGAGCACCACGCCCUCCACGAGGGGAGGGAACGGGGCCCCCCAAGGGACCUGUCGCUGCCUGUCUCCUCCAGUGACUGGAUUCUGGAGUCCAUCUAGAAAGGGAUCUCAGCAGAGACUGCUGCUGCCCACCGGACACACUGUCCUCCUCAGCUCCCCCUCUCGAAGAAAGCUCCUUCUCUCCUCCAUCGUGGCAGUCGCCAGCGCUGCCAGCUUAAUUUGGAGGACACCCGUGGCAAUCUGUUGCCAGGGCUGGAGACUCCGCCUGGUGCUCAUCGGCACCACCGUGCAGAGACACUCCUGUCCACGAGUCCUGUCCAUGCUGGGACCCUAACAGGAGGAUCCUGGGGCAAAGACCCUCCCAAGGAUCCUUCCCCCAAGGCGACUUUGGCUGGUUACGUCCUUGCAGGCGGUGGACGGUUUGCUGCUCUGCUGUAGGAAGUGGCUCCAGGCUGCAGACUAGGAAAAUUCACACUUCGCGGCCCCCUUCCUUCUACAUCCGGCAGCCAUUCUUGCUUCCGUCUUGUGAGCGUUUAAGGCUCUUGGUUGGGCUUUCUUAACUGCCAGCUGCAUUACUAACGGUCUGAUGACUCAGUGAAAGCUUUGUACCAAAAAAAACCCCCCAAAACCCCUAAACAUUUCAGGUCACACCAAUCAAUGCCAUUCUCUUCACCUGUCAAAAUCUGGAUCCUUCUUUGUCUAUCCGAUGGUGGAGGAGGGAGGAAGAGAACACAGAGGUGUGUUAUGUUGGCAGAAAGAAACGGGGGCCAAGCUCAUAUGGGGUGUCAUUCACUGUAAGAUGGCCAACUUUUUGUUCUGGAAGGUUCUAAGUGUAAACUAGUCUAUUAGAAAGCAGUCCUGCCUCUUCCACUCGACACAAUGAUCACCUUAAGCCUUAAUA
Molecule: messenger RNA, 1342 nt
Organism: Enhydra lutris kenyoni (northern sea otter)
Lineage: Eukaryota; Metazoa; Chordata; Mammalia; Carnivora; Mustelidae
Product: family with sequence similarity 89 member A
Exons: 2
Coding region: 1-540 (179 amino acids)
Source: RefSeq, a predicted model, not a curated record